Molecule: messenger RNA, 1391 nt
Organism: Amblyraja radiata (thorny skate)
Lineage: Eukaryota; Metazoa; Chordata; Chondrichthyes; Rajiformes; Rajidae
Product: oocyte zinc finger protein XlCOF15-like
Exons: 2
Coding region: 375-1175 (266 amino acids)
Biological process (GO): regulation of transcription by RNA polymerase II
Molecular function (GO): RNA polymerase II cis-regulatory region sequence-specific DNA binding; DNA-binding transcription factor activity, RNA polymerase II-specific
Source: RefSeq, a predicted model, not a curated record
GGACGUGACGCCACACGCGCGGGUCUCCAGGGAGAAGUUGAGCAGCGGCUCGGAGCCGGGAACCGGGUCGCGGGUUUAAUCGGGGCCGAGUCCGGACUCGUGGAGCAGCCGCCUUCAGGGGGAGAGUUGUUCCGAGCUCCACAAGCACAGCCGGUCACUGCAGUGAGAAGCAGCCGGCCUCUUGCCGCAGCCCGAGGCUCCUGGACGCCCCGCCCGGCGUGGGCCUGAAUACGGGGUCGCGCAGGCGCGCUGUGGGAAUAGAGCGGUUUCUCUCCCGCUUGGUAUUGUGGGUGAUCAGGCUGCCAUUGCUUCCCGCUGCGCACACAGUCUACGGCUGACGGAUCGGCAGCUGCUGGUGGGUUUGCAGACCUUCCAUGGCCAAUUUUGAAGUGGCAGCGGAUGGAACUGGCGUUCACACGGGUAAAUAUCACACACUGCUCCAAGCACCUGAAGAGGUUCACUCAGUCUUCAGAUCAGAUGAGGUAUCCGCUGAUUUACUCCAGGGAGAGUCUGGUCACCUAAUUCGGGUGUGGAACGGAAUUCACCCGGAUAGUGACCUGGUGAACGAUGGGCGGGUGCACUUGGGUGAACGGAGUUUCACCUGCGCCGACUGUGGGAAGGAAUUCGCCGAGUCGUCCAACCUGCUGAGGCACCAGCGGAUUCACUCUGCAGAGAGGCCAUUCACCUGCUUGGAAUGUGGGAAAGGAUUCCUUUGGUCGUCCAACCUCCUACUGCACCAGCGAAAUCACACCGGGGAGAGGCCCUUCACCUGCUCUGAGUGCGGGAAGGGCUUCACUCAGUCAUACAGCCUUCUGCGACACCAUCGUGUUCACACCGGGGACAGGCUAUUCAGCUGUCCUGAGUGUGGAAAAGGGUUCACUCGUUCGAGUUAUCUGGCGAUACACCAACGCAUUCACACCGGGGAGAAGCCGUUCAUCUGUCUGGAGUGUGGGCAGAGGUUCACUCAGUCAUCCCACCUGGUGACACACAAGUGGGUUCACACUGGAGAAACGCCGUUCACCUGCUCCGAGUGUGGGAAAGGAUUCACUCGGUCGUCCAACCUGUUGAGGCAUAGAAGGGCACACACGGGAGAGAAUGUUUUUAACUGUGUGGGAUUGAAGCCCGACCACACGGAAUCACAGAGUAACACCACAAGUCUUCCGACGGCAUCGUAGAAGGAAGGAUGAGAGGAGGAAGGAGGGAUCGUGGUUGAGAAGUACAGACAAUCUCCUCCUCCCGUACCCCCCCCCCCCCCCCCCCCCCACCACUAACGUUACUAGGGAACGGACCACAUCACGGAUUCCUGUAUCGCCAGGCUGCUUUGUCUGCGUAAAGAAAUAAGAGUCGAAGAAAAAAUAAAUGCUGUGAUUUUUUUAAAUAAAUGUUUUCUC